Messenger RNA from Salpingoeca rosetta, 3535 nucleotides. RefSeq lists its product as uncharacterized. The transcript is spliced from 21 exons. NCBI's taxonomy places the organism in Eukaryota, Choanoflagellata, Craspedida, Salpingoecidae. The coding region runs from base 196 to 3228 and encodes 1010 amino acids. Gene Ontology annotation, molecular function: RNA binding. The record is from RefSeq and is a predicted model, not a curated record.
ACAAACAAGCAAUUGGACUGAAUCCAGUUUCUAUUCGGCAACACCAACAACCAACACACCAACACAACACACGUGCACACAUUGGUUGGUGAGCAAAAAGACGAGAGAGGACAACCAACAAGCAAACCAACACAGCAAACCAACAAGCAAACCAACCAGCACACCGCAGACAGACCACCAGCAGACACUGCCACGAUGCCUUCCCGCAGGCAGAGGAAGCUGCGCGCUGCAGAGGGCACGCGAUCAGGCACGGACAUGUCCGUUGCCACCCUCUUUGUGCGCAACCUCGCCUUCUCGGUGACGGCUGAGGACUUGGAGAAUGUGUUCAGCGACAUUGGGCCCGUCCGGCAAUGUUUCAUCGUCAAGACACCGCAAGGCGGAAGCCGUGGAUUCGGGUAUGUGUUGUUUGGCAUGCGCGAGGAUGCGAUGGAAGCACAGAAGCAGCUCGACGGCCACAAGCUGCACGGCCGACCCAUGUCUGUCCAGUUUGCCCGCCGCAAAGGCGCUCAAGGCCCCGCGCCUGCGCCGCGGCCCAAACAGGAGCAGGAGAUGCAGGAGAUGAAGUACGAGGAAGCAGAGCCAAUGGCAAAGGAGGUUCAACAACAGGAAGAGCACCAACAGGCCAAGGAAGAGGAGGAAGAGAGCGAAGACGACAAUGACGACGACGGUGACGAUGACGAUGAUGACUAUGAGCUGGAUGAGGAUGAAAAGGCGAUGCUUCCACGCAGAUCUGUCGUUGCCAUCAAGGAAGAGGAAGACAUCAAGGAGGAGGAAGAGGUGGGCGAUGAGCCGGAACUUCAGGCGCACUCGCAAGUGCACGCAGAGGACACCAAGGCAACAAAGAAAGACAAGAAGGGGAAGAAGGACAAAAAGGAGAAGCAGCAGAAGAAAGAAAAGGCUGUCCCGCGGGAAAUGACAGCUGAGGAGAAGGCGGCAUUUGAGCAGCGAGAGGCAGACAGGCGCACCAUUGUCAUUAAGAACUUAUCGCGACAGACAAACAAGAAGAAGCUGUUCCAGAAGAUGCGCAAGUAUGGAACAGUCAAGGGGAUCACCAUGGUGGACAAAACCACCGCGCACGUGACAUUCACCAACACGACUGACGCGACCACCAAGUUCAUGCGCAACAUUGUUCUGCGUCUGGACCAGCACGAGCUGCACGGCAGCACCAUCUCUGUUCGCCUCAAGUCCAAGCAGAAGGCGGAGAUUCCCGAAGCGACGAAGAAGGACGCACGCCUCAUUGUCCGCAACCUCGACUUUUCAACAACAGAGGAUGACCUGCAACGCAUUUUUAGCCGCUUUGGCAAGCUGGCAGAGACAAAGAUUGUCAAGGACGACAAGGGCCGUUCAAAGGGUUUUGGGUUUGUGAUGCUGUCGAACCCGCUGGUGGUGAAGAAGGCCGUAAAGCAAGUCAACGGCCGCACACUCAACGGUCGGGCGAUUGCUGUUGACUUUGCGCUGAACAAGAAGGAGUACGAGAAGAAGAAGCAGGAGCGGAGUGCACAGAUGGCUAUGAAGGAGGAGGAGGAGGCGGAUGUCAGCGACGACGACAACGCUGAUGCUGAUGUUGAUGAUGAUGAUGAUGAUGAGGAGAGCGAUAGUGGCGAUGAUGACGACGAAAUGGACGAGGAUGAUGACGAGGACGAUGAGGAUGAGGAUGAGGAUGAUGGUUACGGCGUGGCAGAUGGCCGCACGCUGUUUGUCGACCACAUUCCGACGAGCGUCAAGACGCCGCGCAUGGUAAAGCUGUUCCACGCGUUUGGCGAAACCGUCUACUGCCGCAUCCUCCGCGACCACGAAUCCGGAGAGUCCCGCGGGCGUGGGUUUGUCAAGUUCAAGACAAAGGAGGCUGCAGAUGCCUGUCUCGAAAAGGCACAGACAGAGGGUCUGUCCGUGGGCAACCAGCGGCUGACGAUUGACCGGGCAAAGUCGCGUAAUGAGACACGCGUUGCCGAUGCGACAGAGGGGCACACCGUCUUUGUCAGGGACAUGUCGCUUGAUUCGACGCACGAUGACCUGAAGGAGCUCAUGUCCCAGUUUGGUACCGUGAAAUACGCCCUCCUCGUCAAGGACAAGCAAACAGAUUUGCCGCGCGGUACUGCGUUUGUCCGCUUCAGCUCGAAGGAAGAAGCAGAUGCGUGCUUGGAGGCAGCCAGCAAUCCAGACGCGCCGUUGAUGUUGGACACGCGGCAGCUCGCCGUCUCUCGCGCACUUCCAAAGCGAGACGUUGAGGAGCGGCAGAAGGAGCGGAAGGAAAAGCCAAAGGUUGACCGGCGAAACCUCUACCUCCUGCGGGAAGGCGCGAUUCCGACGGACCACCCGGCGUAUGCGAGCUUGUCAGACGCGGACAAGCAGCGGCGGCAGCGGCUGGAGCUGGAGGGGAAGGAGAAGGCAAAGAACCCAAACAUGGCAAUCAGCAAGACGCGCCUGACCAUCCACAACAUUCCGCUCACCGUGGACGAGAAGCAGCUGAAGCAGAUUGUGCGCAACACAAUCGGCAAAGUCAAGAUCACACAGGUGAAGAUUGUCCGGGACGAGGAGCGGCCGGGCCCGGACGGCAAGCCGCGCUCCCGCGGGUUUGGUUUCAUUGAGUUUGGCAAGCACGAGGCUGCGCUUGAAGCGUUGCGGAAACUGAACAACAGCCCGAGCGUGUUUACGAAGCAGCGGCGGCCCAUUGUGCAGUUUGCAUGGGAGAACGCCCUCGUCCUGCGCGCCCUCAAGGAGAAGAUGCAGCGAAUCAAGUCGCGACAAGAGCAGCUGAAGAAAGCGGCGCUGCUGAACGACGACCGGCUGGUGAUUGGCGAGGAGGGCGAGGAGAAGGAGACGCAGCAGCCCGUCAUCAAGGCAGGGAAGAACAAGAGGAACAAGGACAAGAAGGACAGGAAGGACAGGAAGGACAAGAAGAGGGGCAAGGGGGAUGAGAGCACUGGCGGUGAUGGCGGUGAUGAUGGUGAGAAUGCAGCGAAGAAGGCAAAGAAGAGCAAGAAGGAGAGCAAGAAGGAGAGCAAGAAGAAGGGUUCGGGCGAGCAGAAACCGCGUCGCCACAGGCGCAUGGACGAGCUUGACGCAAUUGCAGCGACCGUCGACACGAGCGGAAACACGGAUGGACGGUCCAAGCCCCGACGCGCAGCAAAGAAGGCGGAGAAAGCCAAGGAGGUGGCGUUUGAUGACAUGGUGGCCAAGUACCGCAAGAAGCUUGACCAAGACGAUAUGAUGGCAAAGUGGAUGUGAGCAACCAUGGACAUCGGAGGCAUUGGGUGACGCCUGUUCCGUCCAUGUGUGUGUGUGUUUGUGUGUGUGUGUCCAUGUGUCCAUGUGUGCGUGUGUGCGUGUAUGUGUGUGUGUGUGUGUGAAGAGCGAGGAGAGUGUGUGCGGUGACGAUGUGCGAUGUAGUUGUAGUUGCGUGCGGUGGAGGUGGUGUGGUUUGAGGCCGACGCAGUUCUGGUCGUGUACAGUGCGCAAAAUUUUCAUGUCAUCUUUCAUGUCAUAACAACGUCCACAAAUAACAACCUGGCAACAAGAAAUCUAGUUGUCGAAC